AGCUCUGGGAAGCCGGGUUUGUCUCCCGGCCUCUGCCCGGAGGAAAGCAAUGGCAGGGGAAGGGGUAAGAAACUUCAAGGAACUUCAAGCCAAAUUUCAGAAGUUUGAUACUCCACCUCUUCCAGGACCUACUAAAUUUCCAGCAGGUGUUUCUCAAAAGGAUGACAUUGGAAGCACACAGUUCACACGAAUUUUGGCCAGUGGGAAACCCAUCUUAUCCAGCCACAGACAACCUCCCCCAUAUUGUUCCAGUGGUGAGUCCCACCCUCUUAAACCUCAGAAAAUGAAGUUGGAACAUAGGAGUGAAAUUCAGAAAUGUUCCAGUUCUCCAGGACCUCUGGAAAUGUCUGCUGUGUCUUCUGCAGUAAAUUCACAGAAGCCUUCUCUGCUGUUAGAUGUGAAUCAAUCAAACGCUGGGAUAACCGAUAAGGAGAAAGUAAUGGUGGCCAAUAGCUUCAGAGUCAAGCUCUGGAACUGGGAGAAGGUUUCAUCUCAGAAAAGUGAGAUGUCAUCUGCCCUUCUUCCUUCCAAUUGUAGAAGGAAGGUCUUUCAUGUGGAAGGGGAAAAAGUUAUAGGGCUUACCCAAGAGGAGCCAAGGAAGAAGCUGGAGGCAAAAGGAGCCCAGACUGUUCCUUCCCAGGGGUAUUUGGUGGCCCAAAGAAAAUUACUUGCCACCUCUGCAAAUCCCUCUUUUCUACUUUCUCAACAUGGCAGGAAGAGCCAGGAAAACCCCGGUCCUGAGAGAGGCCCAUCAGGCAGUCCCUGCCAGUCUGUCUAUGAGUGUGAGCUUGCCAUCCAGGCCCCAGAAAAACAGGCGUUUAUCAGGCGUCACCAACCUCCCAAAACAAAGCCACUGCCUUCCAUCGAGUCCCUGGGUCCUCGUCCUCCAAAGCCUUCAAAGCCCCCUGUUGUGAGCCUCCAGGCCUUCCAGAGGCAGCCAGCUGCUACUGCCAAGACCCAAAGGGAAGUGGCUGUGAAAGAAGGCUACCUGACUCCAGAAAGUUUGUUUAAUGCUGAAUUUGAAGAACCACAUAAUUACGAGGCAACGAUUUCAUAUCUGAGACACUCUGGCAACUCCAUUAACCUGUGCACUACAAAAGAAAUUGCUGAUUCGACUUACGAAGUUGAAAUCAAAGACUUCCAAAAGCCUUGGAAGAAUUUUCUCCAUCAAGGACUUAGCCCCAAACAUGUGGAUGAAGAUAAGAAUAAGGAAAAAGAGCCAUGUGAACUGGAACCUCAAAAAACAGAAAAGGGUCCACAUUCAAACCAUCCUUUCAAGGUAGGUGCCUAUGAGGGGACACCUGGAAAAAUCCAGAUGGCAAACGUCCACAGAGGUAGUAGGAGCAUGCUGGCCGAGAAGCAGGAUGCCCUGAUUGACGUCAUCCAGAUGAAGGCCUGCCCCAAGGGCCCAGGGCUGGCCAGGCACUCCCAAGGCCACGAUGGAUAUGUGGAGGCUUUGGAGGUGACUAAAGGAAUCCCAGAUGCAAGGGCUUUGAAGCCAGUUUCCUUUUCAGAGGAGACAUAUGAUGAUGUCCAGUGCCCCAGGAAAGAGGUACCACAGUUGGACUUGUCUGACUCACUUGCCUCUGAUAGUGAAGAAAAUAGUGAAAAAAUGUAUGAAGAUGUCUGCAAAACAAAGAGCAAUUACCCAAAGAUAGAUUUAGAUGGAAAAGAGACACUUAAAAGACUGCAGCGAUUCUUCAAAAAAGAAAAGGACCGAUUUAAAAUGAAGAAAACCAAGUCAAAAGAAAAUGUAAGUGCAUUUUCCAUUUCACUGCCUGAUUUAGAACUUAGGUCUCAGGAAGUUGUUAUCUAUGAUGACGUGGACAUGAGUGAAAAAGAGUCAAAGGAUAAACAUAAACUGAAAAUCAGGAAGCCCAAGUUUUUGAUACUAAGGGAAACAAAAGAGAAAAAAGGUGCUGAAGACUCAGAAAGUUCAUCUCCUAGAAAUUUCUUCAGAACCAAGAUGCAAAACUUAGAAAAGAACAGAAUGCAAAGAGAAGAAAAACUUUUCAGAAAAAGAUUUGAGUAUAACAAAGAGAUUAUUGUUAUAAACACAGCAGUGGUGUGUUCAAAUAAUUCAAGAAAUGGAAUAUUCGACCUGCCAAUAACCCCUGGAGAAGAACUGGAAGUCAUUGAUACUACGGAACAAAAUCUAGUGAUAUGUCGCAAUUCUAAAGGCAAAUAUGGAUAUGUGCUCAUUGAACAUCUAGAUUUCAAGCAUCAAGGUUGGUCACCUUAGGAAGAACAAGAUCAAAUGGCAUGGGCUGUACAAGUGACAACUAAUCCUGAGAUCUUAUACUUGCCUCACAUCAGUUUCAUUUUACAGGGCAAAUAAGAUGUGGAAUCUGUGGAAACUUUUGCUCAGAACUUAGAAGAGAAAAACAAACAAAUCCUCAACAUUUACAUGUUGGUUUUACUUCUAAAAGGUUAUUUUUCAAUGUCUAUUUCAGUAUCUAUUUCACUGCCAGUUAAAGAGCAUGUGAAACAGUGUGUUAGCAUUCGAGCAUGUGCUUAAUGAGCCAUAUCCAGAGUUAGAAACCAUGCCUUAUGGCAGGCACCUCCUCAGUUGUGCAGAUGGCUAGUUUGCUUCUAAUAGUAGUACAAGAGCAUUUGUAAUUUCUAGAUGUUGUGCAUUUAAAUUUGGUAUAAUAGUGAACAGUAGUUUAAUCAAGGUCUUUUCAAUACUCAAAUUUAAGGUAUAAUCUUCAAAUAAUCAUGGCUCUGUCUUAUAAAAAUCAAGGUAUGUGUCCUUUUGCUUUAAUACAAAAAUAAAAUCAGAUGAAUGCUG
Molecule: messenger RNA, 2791 nt
Organism: Galeopterus variegatus (Sunda flying lemur)
Lineage: Eukaryota; Metazoa; Chordata; Mammalia; Dermoptera; Cynocephalidae
Gene: FYB2
Product: chromosome unknown open reading frame, human C1orf168
Exons: 21
Coding region: 50-2242 (730 amino acids)
Biological process (GO): T cell receptor signaling pathway; protein localization to plasma membrane; integrin-mediated signaling pathway
Cellular component (GO): plasma membrane
Molecular function (GO): protein binding
Source: RefSeq, a predicted model, not a curated record